ACACUCGUUGGUCGUUGGGCUGCGUGUUAAAAAUAUUACGUUUUGUGUCUUCCCUUUUAAAUAAAAGUGCAGUAUCAGCUAUUAAUGUUAUCAAUAUUUAUUCAGAAUUUUUUUACAUUAUGUCUGAUUGUUUUGACAUGUAACAUUUAACAUAUAAAUGUUAAACUAACUUCGUUGAGAGUAUUUUAUAAACUAUCAUUUUAAUAUUUAGUUAUUAAUUUUACAAUUGUGAAUUAAGUGUACAGGAUAAUGAGUUUUAAGAGGAAAGAUAUGCGUUAUGCCCACGCAGAAGGUCAUACCUCUGUUUGUUUUUCUGAUGAUGGAAGUCAUAUCAUGACCUGUGGUAGCGAUGGUGAUUUUAGAGUUUGGGCUGGUCUGCAAGAUGAUGAUCCUACUUCACAUUGUGUUGGAGAAUGGGCACUUUGUAUAGUAUUCAAGGAAAAUAAAUUAUUUGUGGCUUUAGAUAAUAAUACAGUUCAAUCUUAUAACUAUCCAAGCUGUGAUAAAGAUAUAGUUCUCGAACGCUUCACUGCUCCUGCUUCGCAUCUGGCUGUUGGAUCUCAGCUACUUGUAGCUGGAGCUCAAGAUUCUGAAAUAAGUGUUGUUCCAAAAACCGGAGGUCAAUCUAUAAAAUUAUCAGGACAUGAAGGAGCAAUAUUAUCUGUUUCGAUAUGUCCAACUGAAAAAUAUGUUGCAUCAACUUCUACUGAUGGAACAUUAAGAAUUUGGGCCUUGCAGGAUAAAUGUCAAAUACAUUUAUUCAAUUCUCUACCUAAAGCGAAGAAUUUUGCAGCUGCCAAUGUUUUAGGAAUGUCUAAUUUUGAACCAGUUAGUGGAAAAUACUUAGCUUAUCCUUGUGGUAAAGAAAUUGUGCUAUUGGAUACAACAUCAUGGGAACGUCUUUUUGUUUUUUCACAUACUAAGGUUGAUCACCCCUUCUCAAUAUGUGUAUUUUCUCCAUGCGGAACUCACAUUGCUGGUUCAACAUCUACUGGUCAAAUUUGUGUGUGGGAUGUUUCAACUCAAAAUUGUAAGGUAUUUUCAGAGCACCCAAACUCAUAUAAUGUCUGCUCACUGGCUUGGAACCCAUCGGGAAAUGGAGAAUUGGCAUUUUGUGAUGUAUUUGGCCAAUUAGGAACUAUUGAAGAUUGUUAUGGGUCUAAUAUUGCUCCUGAACGAAGUCCUUUAAAUAACUAUGAUGAUUUGGACUUCGAGGACAAUUUAGAACUUUCUGAGGAAGAUGAAAAUGACAAUGAGAAUGUGAUAUCAUUAGAAAAAAUUAAAAAUGAAACCCUUAAACCAGAAACAAUUGCUUUGGACACUGAUAGAGCUUCAUCUUCAGCCAGUGUUCAUAGAAAAUCACCAGUACUACCGAUAACUCCAUUGCAACCUCCAUUUCAACCAGGUUCAACACCUGCGCAUUUAGAGCAUAGAUAUAUGGUUUGGAAUGGUAUAGGAAUUGUUCGAUCUCACAUAUCUGAAUCUGAGAACUCAAUAGAAGUCGAAUUUCAUGAUUCAUUAACGCAUCAUGGAAUUCAUAUGAAUAAUUAUUUGGGUCAUACGAUGGCCAGCUUGUCAAAUUCCGUUUUAGCAAUGGCUUGUGAAACUCCAAGCAAACUUGUUUGUAUCACAUUGGGAGCAUCUGGCAGAGAAUGGUCUACCGAAAUGCCACAAGAUGAAGAAAUAUUAGCCAUUGGGGCAGGUGACAAAUUGGUAGCGGUUGCUACUGACCAAAGGAUAUUAAGACUGUUCACUGUUUUUGGAACUCAAAGAGAAGUUAUUGCAAUUCCUGGUCCAAUAAUAUGCCUAGCAGGUUAUGGAAAUAAAAUUUUAGUUGCUUAUCAUAACUCGUCAGCAUUAGUUGGAGGUGAUCAAAAUAUAAAUAUGAUGUUUAUACAGGCCAUUGGACUUAAACUGAAAAGUAUUGAUAUGCGAUUGCCACUGGGUCCGACUGCUGAACUAUCAUGGUUGGGCUUUACAGACAAAGGAUCUCCUGCUUUUUUCGAUUCACAUGGAAGUCUUAAAAUAUAUAUUACGACGUCUGGAGUUUGGAUGCCUUUGUGUGAUACCGCGUCGCAUGUUAAAGGAGUGUCUGAUAGAUUCUUCAUCAUUGAAGUAAGUGAAAUAAAGCAGGUUGUAUAUGCAGUGUUAUGCAGGGGAUCAAAGUAUCCACAAACAACACCAAGACCUGUCGUUAGUGAAUUGCCAUUGCAGUUUUCUAUGUGCGAGUCGGAGACAGAUAAAUCACGUUUGGAAGAACAGAUAUGUAGGUGGUCCUUGUGGAAUGCAGAUCCAGAUGAAAAACAAUUUAAAGAGACUGCUAUUAAAUUAUUUGCGUUGGCUUGUCGAAGUGAACUAGAACAAAGAGCUCAAGAAUUGGUAGAACUAAUUGGCUCUCAGCAAUUAUUAAAUCUUGCUAUUAAAUAUGCAAGUAAACUUGGAAGAAUGCACUUAGCAGAUAAGCUGGGAAUGCUAGCAAGAAAUAUGGAAGAGCGACCUGAAACACCAACAAUGGUUGCUGAACAACAAAAUGAUGUCUCUGUAGAUAUAGGAACACCUAAUAUUCACAAUAACAGUUUGUUAACAAAGAAUACAACUAAUGAAAAUAUCACACCUGUUGUAGUUGCACCAUUAGCAGUUAAAUCAUUUUCUCAAGGUCGUAACCCAUUCAGGUGUAAUUUAACACCAAAUUUCGGAACACCAAAUCCAUUGCAGCACUUAACUGAUAAAGUCAUUGGUUUCAAAACUUCAAAUACUCCUACACAUGGAACAGAUAUAAAUAAUGAAUCUGUUGAAAGUGAUACUGAAGUGAAUGAAACAUUUAUGAGUUGGUUCAACAAAGAGAAGAAAAAUUUGGAGAAUGAAUUUCCAAAUAAAUCCAGCGGUGAACUGACAAAACUUGCUAUGAGAUUAUUCAAAAGUAGAGGCAACAAAAGGAAAUUAUCUGAUGACCAAGAAAACCAGCCCACAAAUACAAAACAAUCAAAACUAAGUGCCUUUGCAUAUAAUAAAGCAUAAUUUUAA
Messenger RNA from Ctenocephalides felis (cat flea), 3024 nucleotides. RefSeq names its product WD repeat and HMG-box DNA-binding protein 1-like. The record is from RefSeq and is a predicted model, not a curated record. The transcript has 16 exons. Gene Ontology annotation, molecular function: protein binding; chromatin binding. The coding region runs from base 250 to 3018 and encodes 922 amino acids. Gene Ontology annotation, cellular component: nuclear replication fork. Gene Ontology annotation, biological process: mitotic cell cycle; DNA-templated DNA replication; DNA repair. Lineage: Eukaryota; Metazoa; Arthropoda; Insecta; Siphonaptera; Pulicidae.